Thlaspi arvense is the source of this 447-nucleotide messenger RNA. Lineage: Eukaryota; Viridiplantae; Streptophyta; Magnoliopsida; Brassicales; Brassicaceae. The record is from the annotation of a GenBank genome assembly.
AUGGCAAGCGAGAGGAACAGAAGUGGGGCAGGAUGCAGUAGGACUUGGGUGGGGAGAUACGAUCUGGGAAGAACGCUGGAGGAGGGAACUUUCGCCAAGGCGAAGUUCACUAGGAAUGUAGAUACUGGAGAAAGCGUCGCCAUAAAGAUUCUUGAGAAAGACAAAAUUUUCAGGCAUAAGAUGAUCAAUCAGACUAAAAUCUACCUUGUUUGGGAACUCGUAACUGGAGGCAGCAAAGGGAGAUUGAAAGAAGACAAAGCAAGCAAGCAUUUUCAGCAGCUUAUAAAUGCAGUGGAUUACUGCCACAGCAGAGGCAUUUUCCACCGAGACUUGAAGCCAGAGAAUCUGCUACUUGAUUCAAAUGGACUUCUUAAAGUUUCAGAUUUUGGGUUGAGUGCUCUACCUCAACGAAUUCGAGUAAGUGUGAUGGUCAUUGCUUGCAUGAAA